Molecule: messenger RNA, 936 nt
Organism: Apis florea (little honeybee)
Lineage: Eukaryota; Metazoa; Arthropoda; Insecta; Hymenoptera; Apidae
Gene: eIF3j
Product: eukaryotic translation initiation factor 3 subunit J
Cellular component (GO): eukaryotic translation initiation factor 3 complex; cytoplasm
Molecular function (GO): translation initiation factor activity
Source: RefSeq, a predicted model, not a curated record
CCACCACUAUCUUGCAAAAAAGGCACACGCUUUCCUCGCGCAGUAUGGCUCGCUUGAUUCCAGUCGUGAUCUGUUCGACCACGUUAGUUCGAAGAGAUUUUGUUUCAUUUAUAAACGAAAUCGUGUGCAAAUAAUCCAAAAUACACCAUGGAUGAUGAGUGGGAUGUCGAAAACGCUGAAGCGAAAUUCGACCUCGCUAUUAGAUCCAACAAGUGGGAGGGUGAAGACGAAGACGAAGAUGUCAAGGAUAGUUGGGAAGAUGUUGAAGAAGAAAAGAAAGAUGUAGAAAAACCUGCAGAAGUGCCUAAAGCUAAGCCAAAGCCAAAGAAAGCUUUGGCAGAAAGAAUUGAAGAACGUGAGAAAAAGGCAAGAGCAGAGGCAGAGAGAAAAGCUAAAGAAAAAGAGGAAGCAUUAACACCUGAGGAAAGGAGAGCAGAACAAUUAAGACGUCAAAGGCUCCAAGAAGAAGCUGAUCUACGUCUUGCCAUGGAAACUUUCGGUGUGACUGAAGAAUCUGUGUUGAGUUUGGAUACCACAGUACCUAACACAAAAGAAGAAUUUGAGCAGUAUGGAAGUGUACUUACACAAAAGCUGAACCAAUUUGCUAAACAUUCUGAGUUUCCUCCAUUUGGAGAAGAACUUAUUAAAUCUGUUGCUCUUAAUUUACCCUCAUCACAUUUGAAGAAAGUUAAAACAUUGGUCGAUAAUUUGUUGAUUGAAAAGCAAAGAAUCGAAAAAGCAGAAAAGGCGAAAAAGAACAAGGGCAAGGGAAAAGCAAAAUUGAAAAUUGAAGGUGACAACACUCUUUUGAGCGAAUACGGCGACUAUGUUUACGAUGAUUACGACGAUUUCAUGUAGCGACCUUUUCAUCUCAUAUUCUUAUUAUUCCCUAAUUCCUUUUCUAGUCGCCUAAAUACACGCAGAUGGUUAUUAACA